Messenger RNA from Linum trigynum, 816 nucleotides. The record is from the annotation of a GenBank genome assembly. NCBI's taxonomy places the organism in Eukaryota, Viridiplantae, Streptophyta, Magnoliopsida, Malpighiales, Linaceae.
GCGACUCAACAACAUUGUGUUCGAAGGCUAGAUAGGAUGCAACCUUGAGGCAUAUGUCGCUGACCUCAUUGUCAAGUUCAGGCAAGAUACAUCACACCAGGAUGACCUCCGCGACUCUCCGCGCUCACAAUCUGCGCCUUAACCCGCUGAAGUGCAUCUUUGGGGCAGAAGCGGGAAAAUUCCUAGGCUUCAUGAUAAGUAGGAGGGGGAUAGAGGUCGAUUCGAAGCAAAUGGUCACGAUUCGGCAGCUGCAAGCGCCACACAAUCCACAGGAAGUUCAAUCGCUAGCGGGAAAGAUGGCGACAUUGGACAUGUUCAUCUCGAGGUCUGUUGACCAAUGUGCGCCCUUCUUUCAAACCCUCAAAGCUGGAGUGAAGUUUGAGUGGAACGAUGCGUGUGAAGCAGCGUUCGAGGAACUGAAAAUGUAUCUAAUAUCACCCCCUGUAUUGGCGGCUCCCAAGUUGAAUGAAAUGUUGUUUCUCUACCUUGUCGUCUUAAUUCGCGCGGUUAGCGCGGUACUGGUGUCCAGGGAAAACAUGAGCGAAGAAAGAGUCGUGUAAUAUACAUCUCGCACACUGAUAAACCCUGAAACCCGUUACUCCCCAAAUGAGAAGGCCGCCCUAGCCCUUAUCUCAACAUUCCAAAAGUUACGUCCUUACUUUCAAAUGCACCCCAUGACCGUCCUUACCAAUCUACCACUCCGGAAGAUCCUGAGUUCAAUGGAAGUUUCAGGGUGGCUAGUGAAGUGGGCAGUUGAACUGUCCGAGUAUGACAUCAUGUACGCACCAAGACUUGCAAUCAAGGGACAAGUCCUGG